Molecule: messenger RNA, 765 nt
Organism: Ectocarpus siliculosus
Lineage: Eukaryota; Phaeophyceae; Ectocarpales; Ectocarpaceae
Source: the annotation of a GenBank genome assembly
AUGGUGCCCGGGGCUGGUGUGUCCCGCCACGGGAAGCGAAAGGCGGAGCACGAGCGCAACGCCUCGGCCUCGAAGAAGGCGAUGGAGGCGUACUACGGCCACGCCGGUCACGCCGGCGUGGCUGCCGGAGGCGGCCGCUCGUCUGGGGGCGACAACAGCGGGGAAGAGGCAACAGACGACGAGAGCGAAUUUUCCUCGGUGGACGGCAGAACGUCCCCCUCGCAGCAACCGGGCGCCUGGGGGGUGGCGCCGCCUCCCCAGCCGGGGAUGGGGGUGCACUUCAGCCCGGAGGCUCACGACUUCGCGGCAGCCGCGGCCGCGGCGGGCUUCAAUAACGUGCCGGCGGCGCACGCUUUACAGCAGCAGAUGGGAGGGUGCCGGAUAUUCAGGGACUGGCGUGCCUCUCGGCGGCGCUUCGCUUGCCUGCUGUCGGUUGAGAACUAGUUAUCACACGCAUUAUUGUGUAUUCGAGGCGGGAGAGUAGGUGCACAAGAGUGCUAGGCAACAAGCAACGUCUGCCGGCUUGAGACACGAAGGGCAGCUUGUUUAUUACCGCAUGUAAACCCACAGCAGUAGUAGUAGGUAUGCCGUGUGUUGUGUGGAGACUAGGGCAUAUGGUGGUGUUGAUGUCGAGGUUUGUAGUGUUUUGUUUGGGGUAGCUUUUUGUGUUGGGUGAUCUAUCUACCUGUGUAUCUCGGUACGAAGCACUCGAGUUUUUAUGUUGAUAUCCACGGCACGCUAGGGUAUCUCGCAGCGCGGCCAGCU